Mobula hypostoma (lesser devil ray) is the source of this 3516-nucleotide messenger RNA. RefSeq names its product protein phosphatase 1 regulatory subunit 3C-like. The transcript is spliced from 2 exons. Gene Ontology annotation, cellular component: protein phosphatase type 1 complex. Gene Ontology annotation, biological process: regulation of glycogen biosynthetic process. The record is from RefSeq and is a predicted model, not a curated record. Gene Ontology annotation, molecular function: glycogen binding; protein phosphatase 1 binding. Lineage: Eukaryota; Metazoa; Chordata; Chondrichthyes; Myliobatiformes; Myliobatidae. Bases 165 to 1052 code for a protein of 295 amino acids.
GCGGCGGCAGCUGGAGUUGGCGUCAGACGGGCUGCUGUUUCGGGACAUCCUGCAGCCUGGGGCUUUCGGCGGUCGGGGUGGGCCUGUUACCCCUCAAACCUCACCCAGAGUCCGGGGUCAGGAAUUUGACUGCCUGCUGUCUUCAGCUGUCACAUCCUCCAGCCAUGCCUGUCGAUUUUGCCAGGAAGCUCUGCCUUAAUCACUCCCCUCCCUUUCACAGUUUCUUGAGCCACCAGGACUUCAGAGGAGUCAACAAAUCCAGACUGAAGCCUCUGCGCUCGUGCCUGAAUCUUCGUAAUGCAGAAUGCCUGGACAAGGAGGGAUGGAAAGUUUGCCCCCCUAGUAGUGUUGAGAAAAAGAAGGUAGUUUUCGCUGAUACGAAGGGUUUUUCACUCACUGCUGUUCAAAUGUUCUCGGAGCUUGAGGAUGAUUUGUCAGACCUUCAGUUUGAGCUCUCUGACCUCGCAGAUUGUGAUCCACAACCUACCAAGAAUGAGAAGCUGUCUUUAGACUUUCACCUCCCCACUGAAGAUUAUUUAAGCUUCCGUUCUCGAUUGCAAGAAAACUUUGUCUGCCUUGAAGACUGUGUGAUCCAUGAGAAGUUCAUUUCUGGAACAGUCAAAGUUAAGAAUCUUGACUAUGACAAAAAAGUUAUGAUUAGAAUCACCUUUGAUUCCUGGAAAAGCUUCCAAGACAUUGAAUGCAUUUACCUGAGCAAUGCAUAUGGCUGUGUAGACACAGACACCUUCUGCUUUCAGAUCCACCUGCCAGAAAGACUCCAAGCUCUCUCAAAGAUUGAGUUCUGUGUAUGUUUCAAAUGUGGCCAAGAUACCUUCUGGGACAACAAUAAUAAAGAGAACUAUAGAAUUGUUGGUGGAGGUGGGCAGUCAGCUGGUGGAAAAACUCACUAUUCCCAGGAAUCAUCUUAUUAUGACAUUCGGGGGAAAGCACAAGAAGUAGAUUUUGAACAGUUUGGCAGUCCCCGAUUGGCUGACUCGAUAUUCUCCCAGUGGCAGAGCUGGGGUAGGUUUGACGGUGGUCCCUUCUGGUGAAAGCUUCUGGUCCCCGAUUGGGAAUCAGCUAAUUAUUUUAAAAUAAUAAUUUAAGUUUGGGUUGGAUGUAUGAUGUCCACUGACUCAAGGUUUGGUGGGCGUUGCAUGAACACUGAAUACUAAGUGUGAUGCUGUAAGACUAUAGCUUCAUCGCUCUGUUGCUGUUGACGAGACUUGAUUUUAUUGUGACCCUGAUCUUCCUCAUCUUUUUGCCUGGUUUACAAAGUGGCAGGGAAUGUCCAGCAUUUGGCUAACAGGAUGAUGAGGACGUGCUUUGGAAUAAGUGUACUGUUUUGAUUAGAAUAACAUAAUACUGUACCUGAUAUCUUAAAAUGUCUACUGUAGUAAACUUCUGGCCUGCUGUCAAUGACUUGCAAAAGCAGAGGCGGCGGUACCUGAACUUUGAACUUCACAAGUCAAACUUGCACAUACAGGACACAUUUGUUUAACUAUUUGUCACUUGUUCAUUGUUCUGUCCAUAAUUUGUCACAUAAUAGGACAAUUAUCUUUUGCUAAUGGUGAUAUCAGUGCUCCCAGCAAGCUGUGGAAAACUGGGCUGGUGUUGCAGUGAUCACUGAAGUUAAAAACGAUUUAAGGUUGCAAAUCAGGACCACUUUCUUGGAUCUGGUGGCACAUUUAAACAGAGAAUGGAUAGCUAUUGCAUAGCUAGCUCCCCAUGGUAUUCUCAGCCCUCCUGAUGUUUUCAGAGUGCUUGUUUUGUUAAAUGUACAAUAAUACUGUUCUUUUAGUUGUAUUAACGUUUUGGUUCUUAUUGCAAUGUCUUAUCUCGGACAGAUGCUCAGAGCAUCUUCAAAUCCUGCCUACCUUUGCAUCUUUCUGCACACGAAGCAAUAGAGAUAGCUCAGUCUUCAUGCCAGUGAGGAGGGCGAUACUCUUCAAAGGGCUGGAAGGAUUGGAGUUUUGCCUCUACGGCUUGAACUGUGGCUAGUUCGGGGUGAUGAGAACGCAUGUUAAAUUUGCCAGUUUGUUCAUACUUUCAAUGAGGCAAUUCCGAAAUUGUGUGGCUUUGAAUUACGAAAUGAUGACGAGGCUUCCUUCAUGUUUUAACACUUUUUGAAUAGUUUUAUUGAGUGCUUUGAUUUUCAUUGAGGCUGCAAAGUGGGUGCUCAAACAAGAUUACCUCUUAAUGUUCAGCUAUCCAACAUAAGUAAAAUGAAAAAUGGAUAAAACGAUUUAAUAAAUGAGACUGCUGGGCAUUUACAGGCAAUGUUUGCUUUACAGUGCUUCUGCAGAGUUAAGGGAGAUUGAAGUGACUCAGCUGCAUGAAGUGUGAAUCUGUUAAUCGAUUGCUGUUAACAAAAGGUUGUUAUCUUCAUAAUGAAAACUUAAUUCAUUGCGGGGGGGGGGAGGAAGAAGCUUAAAAUCUUUGCCACUGGUACUUCUGGCUCUCCACCCCCCCCCACCCAGUUUGACUUUGUUAGUUCCUGAGCGCAGCAUCAGACUGUCACUAAGAGUGGUAUGCUGUGUCACUAGGAGUAGUAUGCUGUAUCAUUCACCAUGAUGUCCUGGUGGGGACUGAGCAACUGGUCUGGAUCAGCACUCUCACGGGACCACCUGGGAUUGCCCACUCACUUGCUAAAAUGACAUCUGAUUUCCAGUUGCUCAAACAGCGUUUGGCUGCAGGCGAGGAAGAUGUACAAGAUGUUAAAUUGCAAUAGUUUGUAGAUUGGGGUUGAUUUCAUGUAUAAUGCCGGCUGAUUUUUUUUUGAGUUGACGCUUCCAGUGUUAUUUUAAAAAUAAAAUCUUUUUCUGAACUUGGGGGGCUUUUUGCACUAUUUGAUGAGCCGCUGGCAGAUUAGGAACCAAACACUAGAAAACAGAUGAACUGAAUGAGGUUUCUUUUGCAUGAACCUCCCUGCUGGAAUGUUAAAACCAGCGCACCGUGAUGGAAAGUGAUUCUGGGACUCACAGGACAAAGUGAGGUGUGGCAAAAAGAUUCCCGUGAAUUUAUAAAUUCUGUGAGACCCACUGAUCCCAAGAUUUGUUUUUUUUUGUUCAUUGGGUGGCAAAUUUAGGGGGAAAGUGCAGGAGGAAAAACGUUUUGGGAAAGUGAAUCUUUCCAUCAAUAAAGACUUGAAGUAAUAACACUACGAUGAGCUGUGACAUCUCCAGAGGUCUCGAACACUGCAAUAAGUUUAUGGUGGGCACUUAGGAAAGGUUCAAUACAGAGUUAACUCAGUGGUGUAGGAGAAAGAUGCUUUCCUCAUUGGUUUUUUUGCACUAUGUACAGACAUUUGGUAAUGGGGCCUCAUAGUAUGAAGCAAUGGUUAUUGUCACCUGAUUAACUCCCUGUGUGAGAUAAGAGAAAUAUUAGCUGUAACAGGGAAUGUGGUUCUGUUUUAUAACUCUGAUGCCUGCCUGUUCUGAAGUAUUUAUGUUUGUAUUUGUUAUGCUUGAAUAUUAAAUUAAUGCUAUUUUGUAUAUUUAAAAAAUAAAGGUUACA